This is a messenger RNA of Besnoitia besnoiti, 1602 nucleotides long. RefSeq names its product ABC transporter, ATP-binding domain-containing protein. The transcript has 6 exons. Gene Ontology annotation, molecular function: ATP hydrolysis activity; ATP binding. NCBI's taxonomy places the organism in Eukaryota, Apicomplexa, Conoidasida, Eucoccidiorida, Sarcocystidae. The coding region runs from base 1 to 1602 and encodes 533 amino acids. The record is from RefSeq and is a predicted model, not a curated record.
AUGCCACGGUUGACAACCCUUCCCACCCAGGAUUCGAGUCACUGCAACGGUGAAGCUGGGGCUGCUCGUCCCGCGGGUUCUGCUUCCGCUGGGCGCUCGGAACUCCAUCGCGAGUCUUCCUCGCCACCGACGAAUGGCGCUGCUACAGACGACGCGCUGACCGCCUCGCCCAUCGCCCGCGAGCCCGCACCGUCGCCCGACUCGUCAGUUCCCAUGCCCUCUCAACCUCAGGCAUCAGCGCCUCUCCCUCAGAACGCCUCAGAAAUGUCUGGAAACACAUCUGCCGCGGCCGUGCGGGUAGAUCGCCCGGUUAUCCAGUGCAAACGUCUGCGCUAUUCCUACCACAACCCCGCGAGGCACCGCCCGCUGAGUCAGACCGCGCUCCAGCCGGUUCCCGAGCACUUGCCUCCCCCCACAGGCAGCAGCUUGAGCACCGAGUUUCUCGACUCGAUGGCGUCGGCGGCCUCGGCAGUGGACAGCGGAAGAACGGGGACUCCGACGGCGGGGGAGGCAAUCGACGCAGAGGGGGAGCGAGACGCGCAGAGAGAGUGGCAACUCUUCGACGUCUCUCUCGAGAUUCCAGAGGGCGCCCGAGUCGUCGUCAUUGGAAGCAAUGGGGCUGGAAAAAGCACGCUUCUCAACAUUCUCGGCGGAAAAAUGCUCAUUCCCGAGGGCAUGGCCUUCGUUCUCGAGCGCCCCGCCUUCCAUGAUGUGACGCUCGGGCGCGACGUCGCCUGCCUGAGUGAAUGGUGGAAGGGAGAUUUUUCGCUGGACGUGCCGCUGUACGACCUCGUGGGGCCUGUGGUGGAGGCGCACAUUGGCGAGCAGCUGGAGAAGAAGGGCAACGCAUGUAGUGCGCCACACUCCGCCUCGGCGCCGGCUGCAGGAGAGCCACCAGCCGCUGCGGCGCCGCCAGGGUCCUGGGUAUGGCUGUUCCACGGCGAGGGCCUGUUCGCCCCGCUUCCCUGCUGUGCGGCGGCCCCCGCGCAGGCCGGCGCGUCUCUGCGGACCGACUGCGCGAACUACGUGGCGGGGCCUGGCGCGGAUGCCGCCGCAGGAGAAGAGGAAACUGAGUGCAUCGUGAGCCGCGUGCGGCGGCUGGUGACGCUUCUGGGCGUCGACAUGCGCUGGCGCAUUGCGCGCAUCAGCGAUGGCGAGCGGCGUCGCUGUCAGCUCCUCGCCGCGCUCUGCGAACCGAGGAAGGUUUACAUCCUUGACGAAGCGACGAGCGACCUCGAUCUCGUUUCCCGAGAAGGGCUGCUCAGGCUUCUGCUGCACGAGUCCACACACCGCGGCGCGACUGUCCUCUACUCCACGCACAUCUUCGACGGCUUAGACACCUGGGCAACGCAUCUGCUCUACAUCCAGAAAGGCCGAGUGAAGCUCUACAAGCCUCUCUCGGAGAUCUCCGCGAUCGGCGAGCUGCGCGCGUCGGGCCAUAGUGCGCCUCUGUACGCCCUCGUCCGCCGCUGGCUGUUUGGCGAGUGGCAGCAUCACCCUCAGCUGGCGGCUCUGGAACGUAAGUUGCGAGGCAGUCGAGCAGCUCGACCGCCUGCGCGCGCCACGGCGACUCAGCUGUGGCGCGCAAAUCUGCAGGCGUGA